Messenger RNA from Symbiodinium natans, 4806 nucleotides. Lineage: Eukaryota; Dinophyceae; Suessiales; Symbiodiniaceae. The record is from the annotation of a GenBank genome assembly.
AUGGCAGGCGCUCGAGUGGAUGACCCCAGCUACCUCCUCGCAUCCAUGAAGGAAUGGGGCACUCCUGAUGACGUCCAACAGGCACUGACGGGCAAGGGUUACACGACAGUUGCGCUGGUUGCUCACGCACUGCCCGAGCCGGAUGCGCUCGAGCCCUUUCUCCUUGCCGUUUUGGGCCGCCCGGCUAACCACAUCCCCGGGGAAGCACUUUUCUCCCCUGCUGCUUCAGGGCUGCGACGUGUUGUGAAGGCGUGCCAGGACAUGGUUGGUGUGUCUGGUAGUCCUGAUCCAACAUCUCCUCUGCAGCAGUUGUCGUCAUCCAAGACGACACGCCUUUCAGCCGCCGACGUGUCCCAGCUUAAGACUGCCUUCCAGACCAAGUACCCUUCCGAGCUCCUCACAGCGGAGCUGACACCGUCGCUUCCCUUUCUGAUGCUCUUGAAGGAAGGACUUGAUGCCAAGCAACUCCCCUGGGUCCCCUGGUGCUCUCGCACCAGCGAGGCUGACGCUGUGGCGUUCACCGAACGUCGCAAGCCUCGCACCGACAACGCUAUGUUGCUCACUUUGCUCCAAGGGUCUUCGGAUGAUGAUUUGCAGGCUCCGAUUCCGAAUCAAGGACCAGUGGAGCCAAUUGUGCGUCGCUUCUUUGGUCUCAUGUGCAACGGGCUUGCGUUGCUGGAUUCGGUGCAUUUGCUUCCACUUCGCAAGCUGAUGGAGAAGUUCGUGGGGCUGGCGGUUGCGCAGCCUGUCGACAAGAGUCUUCGUUCUCCCUCCCUUCUGGAGGUGAUGGAAGCGGAUCGCGUUGUCUGGCUUGGUGUAUCCGCUUUGCAACAGGAGAACGCAUGGUCUUUGGCUGAUGCGAUUGCCGAGAUGACGCACAUUCGCCCGGACAUGCAUGCAGCCUUGGCACCCCGGGUGAAGGCGGCGUCACCUCAUGCACCUGCGUCUGAGCGAUCUUCACGCAAACGUGCGGCCAGUCGUGACGGGUCGCACAGACAGCCAAAGGCCAAAGCCCAGAAGAACAAAUCCUCUCCCUCGUCGGCUGCCAAGGAAAAGGUGACACCGUCUCGCUGGCCUACCAAUUGGGCUCGGCAUAUCUCUGGCAAAGGGGUCUGCAUUCGCUUCCACACUUCCAAAUGCAAGAACAAGUCUUGCCGCUACUCGCAUAAGUGUCCCAUCUUGAUGGCCAAUGGUGCACCGUGUGGCGCGGACCAUGCAGCCAGUGCUCACAGUGGGGAUUCGCCCGGUGUCUGCCUGCCCGACGUUGGGGCUCCUUUGCCUGGUUCAGCCGAAGAUUUUGCUUCCCAAUUCUUUCUCCGUGAAGAGGCACCCUGCGCCUCUACAAUUUUGCAGCUAGCUGACUUGCUGUUGGCCGAGUGCUCUGACCGUGACGCCAGGUUUGCUGUGGGCAAAUCCGUUUCUGCAGGCUUGGCGAUUCGCAAGGGCGCACAUCUUCGUCCUGCAACAGUCUCCCAUCCCCAGUCCGUGAGACUCGUUAAUCGUUUCAUCUCCCUGCUCUCACCCUCCUUUUUGCACAGCAGUUUUGUGAUCAUCGAUGGAGUAGAGUCCGCUCCUCAUCGUGAUCGCCUCAACGCAGCAAUCCCGAACAUUGUCCUUCCCAUCAGCCGCUUCCGCGGCGGUGAGCUGCUUAUUGAGUGCCAGGACGGUCCGGCUGUCAUCGAGUGCCCCGGCGGUCCUCUUGCUGCCCGUCGCCUUUCUCCUUCUCAGGGACCCGUUGUGUUCAAUGCUCGGGACUGUUUCCACACCGUCGCUGCCGCACAAGACCGCCGUGUGGUGGUGGCUGCCUAUACCCUGCAAGUCUGUGUUGCAGAGCCUGAGCAGAUCGCGCAAAUGGCGCCUCGACUCUGCGAGCUCGGCUUCCGGCUUCCCACCUCUUCCGACACGGCCUUGGUGUCUGCCCUGGAACCUCAUCAUCUUCCACUUGCUCCCCAUCAGUGGAGGCUAAUGCCAGAUUCACCCCCUUGCCCUCCUCCGUUUGCGGGUGCCGAAAACAGGGUCGAGGUUGGCUGCAACUCCCUGCCGUGUCAGGGCCCAGCCUCUUCCCUGGCCUCGCCAUGCUUGGAUGGCUCGGAUUUCCCAGGUCCAGCUGGCCCACGCUUGUUCCUGGAUCUCUUCGCUGGGGCUCGUGCUCCGAUUUCGGAGGCAAUGGCUACGUUUCUGGCCGACCGCUUUGAGCCUGUUGAUAUCAUCUUUGGCCCUGAGUUUGAUCUUCUUCGGGACGAUAGGUUCGAGCUGCUAUGCCGGGUUGCAGAUUCCGGCCUUGUCGGGGCAGCUAGUGCGGCCCCGGUGUGCUCUGACCAUUCGGUUCUGAUCCACUCAUGCUGGUUGCAGUCGGUAGCCCCGUUCGCGGCCCAGGUGGCCGCUUGCAAAGUUGGCCGUCCUUGGGCAAAGCGCUGGCUCUUUGUGUCUAACCGGGCCGAGAUUUUGGAGAUCGCGUCCGUUUGCGAUCACGGGCACUCCUCGCAUGAGCCCUUGCCACGGGGCCGCCUGGCUGAUGGUUCUUUUGCAUCCCGCUUGACGGCGGAAUACCCUCCCGCAUUGGCUCAGUCCCUAGCUUCGCUCGUCAGUCGCUUUGUGACCCGUUCCAAUCGGGUGGUUCCUCUGGAUGCAUGGCGUUCGGUGCUCCCGGCGGCGCCCGUUUGGCCACAGCCGCGCCUUCGGGUAGAGGAUGGUGGCGGUCUUCGUAGCACGGCGGCCUGGUUGUCUCCGUCUGGCCCUGACUACCUUCGGCGCCUCCGUCUGGCCUGGACGCAGAGGCUUUUUGAUUCUGGCCUUUGCCUGCAAAUUUCAGCUGCCCUGCGGGUAGGCUGUGAUGCAGCUCCCUUGUCUCCGGCUGAGCUUGCGCCGUUCUUGGACGAUUUGUGCGAUUUCCUCGAAGUUCCCACCUUGGAGCGCCCAGCUGUCUUGGAGGUUCCGGAGGGCCAGCCUUUUCGUCUGCAUCUACUGCAACGUCUCUUGGAGUGCUGUCAGGACCCGGAGGCCCGCGUCUGCCCGGAACUGGCGUCGGGCGUUCGUUUGGGAGUUGAUUGCACGCUGGAGCCUUCGGUUCACUGGCCCAAGCGGGAUGAGGCGCAUCCCCUUACAGAACUGUUGAUCUGCGACGGCUCCUGGAAGUCUGCUUCUGAUCAUCCCCAAGAGGUCUUGCAGAUGCUCGAAGAUGAGCUGGAGGAAGGUUGGAUUUCUGAGUACCCCUCGCUGCAGGCCAUCCAGGCCACCUUUCCGCAGGUCGCCUGCGGUAAGCUAGGGUUUGUCCAGGCCGAGGGCCGCUCGGCCCGCUUGGUGGUUGAUAGUUCGAUUAGUGGGGUUACGAGUUCCUGCCAGAUCCCGAAUCACAUGCUGAAUCCGAGGCUCUGCGACAUCGCUGCUUGCGCUCCAGAGCAGGUUCCUUCCGAGCCGUGGGUGGGAGUCUCUCUGGACGUUCGCAAAGCGCACCGGCGGGUUUUGCUGGCCUGGGUGGAUCGUGCUCUACUCGCCUUUUCCUUUCUGGGGCGCUUCUUUGUCUCCAACAACCUGAAUUUUGGAGCCAGGGCAUCGGCUUUCUGGUGGGGUCGAAUCGCUGGUAUGCUCAUGCGUCUGUCGCAUGCAGUCGUGUGGCUUCCUCACUUGAUGUGGGAUUAUGUCGACGAUUUUUUAGCGGCAUUCCGCUCUUCUACGGCCCCACUCCAUGCCAGCCUCUGGCUCAUUCUCUUCAUGUCGCUGGAGGUUCCACUGAGUUGGAACAAGUGCACCUGGGGCGAGUCGAUUCGUUGGAUUGGCUGGGAUCUUCGCUUCGACGUUUGGACUGCCGAGCUUCCGUGGGAGAAACGUGUACGUCGGUUGCUGUGGCUCUCUGGCCUGCUGGUCUGGAUGCGGCCUCUUCUCUCACCGGUGUACAAGGUCCUCACCCUGUUGCCCUCCACCUCCGUUGCUGUGUCACCAGCACUCUGGGAUCGGCUCUUGGCUGCUUGCGACGACAAGUGCGUGCUCCGGCAGCCCACGGGCCACGCGUCCCUCCCGCAAUCGGCGUGGGUGAUCCGCGUCGCUCACACUUUCGUCACUUCCAAGCAGCAGCUCCUUGAUACUCCAUUUCGCAAGCACCGUCUUUGGGUUACCGUGCAAGAUGCCGAUCAUCCCUAUCGUGUGGUUGACGAACCGGCUCGCGAAGCUGUCCGUGCUUGGGUGAUGGCAUUGGAGAGUGCACCCCUAUCCUGCUCCUUGCUGCGUCCGACACCGCUUCUACUCAUUGCCGAAGCUGAUGCAUUUGCGGAUGCGUCCUUGUGCGGCCUCGGCGGGUACAUCUCUUGGCCCUCCGGGAAAUGUUCCUGGUUUAGUGUCACCUUGACGUCUGAGGACGUGGCGCGACUGUGCGAUGUCAUGCCUCCCCCUUUGCAAUCGCACAUUGCCGCCUUAGAACUGCUGGCUCAGCUUUGUCUCUUGUGGGUCACUCAUGCUACUCUUCCUGGGUGCCGCACGGCAUUGGAGGUCGCGCUGCGCUGCGAUAAUUCUGCAGCUGAAGCAGCUGCUCACAAAGGGUUGUCGUCAGUUCGUUCUCUGGCCUGGGUUCUCCGCAGGUUCUGCGCUUGCGAGCAAAGCUUCAACAUUCGAGCUGCUCCAGAACAUAUCCCGGGUUACCGUAAUGCGCUGGCCGACGAGCUGAGCCGCCUCGGCACUUCGACUCCUCCUUUGGCGCUUGAGGACCGUUAUGCUCCACCACUCACAGAGCUGCUGCGUGCCCCCACUCAGCUCCGGCUGGGCCCUCCGCCCUCAUCUGCUCGCUGGCCUUCCUACAUCGAGCAGCUGGCGUAG